Pseudovirgaria hyperparasitica is the source of this 738-nucleotide messenger RNA. RefSeq names its product Hydroxyisourate hydrolase. Gene Ontology annotation, molecular function: hydroxyisourate hydrolase activity. Gene Ontology annotation, biological process: purine nucleobase metabolic process. The record is from RefSeq and is a predicted model, not a curated record. The coding region runs from base 1 to 738 and encodes 245 amino acids. Lineage: Eukaryota; Fungi; Ascomycota; Dothideomycetes; Acrospermales; Acrospermaceae. The transcript is spliced from 2 exons.
AUGGAGCGCGAGGAUGAUGACCAAGUUCGAGGUUAUGAGAUUGCGCUCGUCGCCGAAGGCCGAAGCCGGACCGGGCAGCCAGCUGCCAUACCACUACCACUCUGCUCCGGUGCACGGACCCGAAGGCAACAUUGGACUACUCUUACUCGAUCCCAUACUCGAUCCCACCGCACCAUCACAAGGGUUAUGAGCGAAGCUCCUGCCAGCAUUGCGACACCUUCAGAUCGAAUUCAAGCCUUGACCAGACACCUUUCUCAUUCGCAGUCUCAGCAUAACAAUCCACUCGACAGCCCGAGCGAACAAACAACAUCAUCGACCCCUCCAUCCUCCUCAGAAGCUACAAUGGCCACUGCGAGACCCCCAAUCACUUGUCACGUCCUCGACACCACGACGGGCCGUCCUGGCGCAGGCAUCGAAGUCACCCUCACCUGCCACUCCCCACAGGCCGCCGUGUCAGGCAUAUUCAGCGCAACGACAAACUCAGACGGCCGCGUAACCGCGUGGACGCAGACGCCCGCCCAAUCACCGCCGGUCGAGCUACAAGAGAUCUACGAGCGCGUGCCGGAAGACACGCUGUGGACGUUGACAUUCACGACGGGGCCGUACUAUGCGCAGAAAGGCAUCAAGCCGUUCUUCCCGGAGGUGGACUUGAAGUUCAUGGUCAGGAAGAAAGCGGAGCAUUAUCAUGUCCCGUUGCUGCUGGGCCCGUACAACUACACAACCUAUCGAGGAUCGUGA